Toxotes jaculatrix (banded archerfish) is the source of this 2641-nucleotide messenger RNA. RefSeq names its product adenylate kinase 5 (gene ak5). The coding region runs from base 260 to 1966 and encodes 568 amino acids. Gene Ontology annotation, cellular component: cytoplasm; cytosol. Lineage: Eukaryota; Metazoa; Chordata; Actinopteri; Toxotidae. The record is from RefSeq and is a predicted model, not a curated record. Gene Ontology annotation, molecular function: ATP binding; nucleoside diphosphate kinase activity. Gene Ontology annotation, biological process: nucleoside triphosphate biosynthetic process. The transcript is spliced from 14 exons.
AACGUCAAGGCACACUCACUGUGCGUGCUGGAGGCAGAGCGCUGUAGGAGGGAGGACGGACGAGGCACGCAUCCGCAUCACCGAGGAGGGUGGCGCGGUGGCACUGCCUGCAGGAAUCCAGUUGUAAAGUCCACACACGAGGAAAAAAUGCGCUGAGGGGGAAUCUGUCAGGAGCCCGGUUGCUAACCAAAGAUCACCUUACAGCACUGAGACAGCUGAAGAAAAACAAUAACGCCCCGGACAAGUUGUGAUUUCAGAGAUGAAUACCAACGAUGCCAAGGAGUAUCUCACACGGCGGGAGAUACCUCAACUAUUUGAGAGCCUGCUGACAGGUUUGAUGUACUACCGGCCCGAUGACCCCAUCGACUACUUGGAGGCCUGUCUGAAGAAAGUCAGGGAGCUCGGAGGACCAGACAAGGUGCGAUGGGAUACCUUUGUGGGCCAGGAGAAGAAGUCCCUUCCCCCUCUCAACGGGGGCCAAUCACGCAGGUCCCUCUUCAGAAAUGUGUUGCCCGACAGUCCCAAUUUUCCCUACAGACGAUAUGAUCGCCUCCCUCCCAUCAGCCAGUUCUCCAUCGAGAGCGACUCAGACCUGUCCGAGACAGCGGAGCUCAUAGAGGAGUACGAGGUGUUUGAUCCAUCGAGACCACGACCCAAAGUCAUCCUCGUCAUCGGUGGCCCUGGCAGCGGCAAAGGAACACAGAGCCUGAAGAUUGCAGAACGCUAUGGCUUCCAGUACGUGUCCGUGGGCGAGCUGCUGAGGAAGAAGAUGAUCCACAACGCCACCAGCAACAGAAAGUGGAGCCUGAUCGCUAAAAUCAUCACCAACGGAGAGCUGGCACCACAGGAAACUACAAUAACUGAAAUUAAGCAGAAGAUAAUGAAGAUCCCAGAUGCUAACGGGAUCGUCAUUGAUGGGUUUCCUAGAGACGUUGGACAGGCCUUGUCCUUUGAGGACCAGAUCUGCACUCCUGACCUGGUGGUGUUCCUGGCCUGCACCAACCACCGCUUGAAGGAGAGGCUGCAGAAGCGAGCCGAGCAGCAGGGACGACCCGACGACAACCCCAAGGCCAUCGACCGCCGCCUGACCAACUUCAAACAAAACACCAUCCCUCUGGUCAAAUACUUCCAGGAGAGGGGCCUUAUUGUUACGUUGGACGCUGACCGAGACGAAGAGGAGGUCUUCUGUGACAUCAGCAUGACUUUGGACAACAAGCUGUUUCCCUCCAAAGAGCCUGCAGCCGGUCCCAGCGAGCUGGACCUCAGUCUACUGGGUGAAACCAGCAGCCUGGCAGAUGCUGCUUGCAAGUACAAUGAGGUUGAAGAGGAGGAGGAAAUUGGGUAUGCUGAAGGAGCCGCAGAAAGUUAUAGUACAGAACAGAGGAAACCAAAGGUCAUCUUCAUGAUGGGUGGUCCAGGCUCAGGGAAGGCUCUCCAGUGUGAGCGGAUGGAGGACAGGUUCGGCCUGCGUCGUGUCACCCUGGGUGACCUGCUGUGUAACGAGCUGCAGUCUCAUAGCGAUAGAGGGCGCCACCUGCGGGACAUCCUGGAGAGAGGAGAGCAGCUGCCCGAGGACACACUGCUGGAGCUGCUGUGUGAUGUGGUGGCGUCGUCAGUACGGCAGGGGAAAGGUCUUGUGAUCAGCAGCUUCCCCAGAGACCUGAAACAGGUGGAGGAGUACGAAGCCAAGAUGGGUGAACCCAGUGCAGUUCUUCUGCUGAACUGCUCGCCUGACACCAUGUCCAGUCGUCUGCAGUGCCGUGGCAGAUCCAGCUCCAGCUUCCACCCUGACACAGACCGAGACAGCGCCGUGCACAGGAGGGCUGAGAGCUUCUGCAACAACAGCCAGGCGGUGGCGGGCCACUACGAACGCAAGAAGCUCCUGCACAUGAUUGACGCUGAGAGGUCGCCGGAUGAAGUGUUCACCCAGAUCUGCCAGGCGAUGGAGUCCUGUCCCACCUUCUGAUUUCUACCGCUUCCUCAGCAACACCACUCCCCACCCCUAUGAAUCUGCUGUCCGAGGGGGGUGGGUGUCCACCUGUGAACCUCCUCUCUCCCUCUGUCUGCCAUAUCACUCCGAGGAGACUCACACCCACAUAACCCCAUCACCAGACAUAUGCUCAUUGAACUCCAGUGGUAUGCAUGUCCCACCUCAUGUUUUGAAACACUCCCAGCAAUCAGUGAAACCUCUCUCUGCUUUUGACACUGAUGAAGCGCCUGGUUGUCACAUUCUGCUUCACCUUCUUGCAUUGUCUCACUCUCUCUCUCUCACACACACUUAGAGCUCGGUACAUGCUGCCAGCUGCCGGAUUGAGGCAGAUAAAUGUACUGAGAAAAUAGCACUCCCCGCUGUGACUGAGAGCAUGUUCCCAGUUGAAUGUGAAAGCCCAGAGAGCUCAGAGAGGAUUCCCGCCAUGCUAGAAAGUGAAAAUGUCAGCGUGUGUUCAUGCUCUCGUGCACAGCGACAUGCUUUACGGUGUAACAAGCAUGCAAGAGUUACAAUCAAGCUUAACUGCUUUUUGUGCAUUAAAUAAAAAGCAGAGUGUUAAAGAUAAUUGCAUUUGUAUGUUUCCAAGCUCAUCGUACAAGUGCUUGUUUGAAGUCUGGUAUUUAACAUUCAAUAAAGACAGUGCAUUUGCUA